AAAGCAUUUUCUAAACAAAAAUGUUGUUUUUCUGAUAAAUAAACAAAUAAUUAUUAUUGAAAACAAUUAUUCGAUAUAAUAUUAUAAUUGUCAAUUUUUAUUAUCUAACGUGAUUGCAAUACAAGGUUAUUAGAGAAAAGUAUUGUUGAAAAAACAUUAGUUAAUAAAAGUAGAAUACUAAAGUAACUUUAUUUAAAUGUCUCCUUUUUAUAAUAAAGAUAAAUCUUUCAAUAAUAAAUAUAAUAUACUAAAACUGUUAUGUACACAGUAAAGCAAUUAAGAAAAAAAGAUGCAGAAACUAUGAAAAAAACGCGCAUUGUAGUAUUAAAAAUUCACUACAGUGAUUAUAAAUACGAAAUAAUUUAUUAAAUACUAUAAUAAAAUACCCAUUAAUAUUGUAUAAAAUAAUACAAGCGAGCAAAACGUUCAUUUGAUUCUUAAAUGAAAAUUACGAAGAGAUCGACAGCCGACGUACAUUUCGAAAGUUGAUUCCCGAUGCGCGUCUAUUAUGUCCUAAUUACGGUUCUGCGAAUCGCGUCAGAAGUUCUCGUCUAAGCAAUUAAGACAGAUUUAGUGCAAAUAAACUUACUAAAGUAAGAUUCAGUCUGCUGGCGACGUGUACCGUGGAAAAAACCAGGUGUUAAAAACUUUAACUCCUAACUUGUCAGGAGAGUUAAAAAGUUUACUUAAUAUUAUAAAACUGCUACAUCCAUUUUUCACUAAACAGUCACCUAAUCGGCAAUUAUUUAAUUCAGCUUGCACAGCCGAAAGUCGAUUAAUUAAAUUGGUAUCAGCCAUCCGCUCUGAGAUCGUUUAUUGUUCUAAAAGUGUCGAUUUAAUCAAAUUUAUAGCGGCAUUACGACCGCGCUUGAAAUAACGAAAGGUCGAUAUAUUUAAUUAAUUCUUUUAAGCAGCGAUAUCGCCAUUAACUUCAUUAACGACGAUUCCAGCGGCCGGAACGAUCGAUAAUUAAUCGCAUUUAAUUCCAUACAUUUGCAUGAGUAUUUUAAUGCGCAGACACGAUCUCGAGUGGCGAUCGAUCGUCCACGUGGCUCGAUUCACGCCACCAUGCGCUCGCCGGAUGGUCAGCGAAAUGCUGAGGAAUGAUCAGAAACGGGCGGGGGCGCAACAGUUGCGUGGGUGGAUGCGCGUCUGGAUGAAGGUAUGGAGCGGGGACCGGAAGAGGGAUGAGAGGCACACGUAGAAGGGGGUUGAAACCCGGCGCCCGAUGUGACGUGCCUCAGUAUUCAUCUGGCAUUCACGUCGCAAGCAACCCCUAGCCACGAGACUUGGCGAGAAAUCGCGUCCGCCGAGAGGAAUCUCGCGAAAAAAAGAAAAUCGAUUCGCCAUUAAUGCGCUUGAAGCUCGGACCGAUUGAUUUUCGUGGAACUUCCGUAUCCUCCCGUUCUCGCGCUUAUCUCGACUCGUGCUUAGUUUGCACUAAAAGAAGAAAAAGCAAUCACUCGUCGUAGGAAGAGUGUGAUCGGUGGUGAUCGGAGUAAAAUGCAGAGAGUCAUCUCUAAAUCAGUGCGUCGAGGUACUUCGGUGUUUCGCGAGCGUAGCGAUCGCAAUUCCGCCUAGGAAUUCGAUAUUAAGCAGCGAUACCACGUGGAGCUCCAGCCACGAUUCCCAUUCUUCAAACUCGCGGAGUUUUAAACGAUCGAACACCGCCGAGUCGAACGCUGCCGAGGUUCGUGAGCAGUUUCCCUCGUGCAAACGGGGAUACGUCGAACGUCGUGGCGCGUGAUGAAGUAAGAGGAAGGGAGGUGUUAGUGGUGGUGGGUGGUGGUGGUAGACGCGGCGACGGGUUUGCUGGUGCGUGGGUGCACGCGUGUAAUGGUGGAGCAAGUUGUACGCGCACGAUGCAGCUGAUGACCUUGAACUCUCUGCUGAUGUUCGACCUCGUGUUCCUGUUUUUCCUGUUCCUCGUCGGGGUCUCCUGCUUCGUGUACUACCUGCCGGGUACUCGGACGCACGCUUUCGCGCCGCACGAGAUCAUCACGGCGCGAACGUCGCCGCGCUAUGACGCACCGAUCGACAAUGUGUAAGAAUGCCGACGGAUGUGCCCGGGGACCCAGGACUCGCAGUAGUGGCAGGGGAUGUCCUUGCCCUGCGAAGCACAUCUGCUCUCGCUGCUGCAGAAACGUGGGCUCUCCUUUGCCAAGCAGCCCAGGCCCUCCAAGAUCUUUUUCUUUCAAAUGGAGGCGUGGUGGGUGGUUCGAGAGCAGGACCAGUGGUGACUCCGUAUACGCUGGAACUGACACCACGUGGUAGGGUUUUGCUGCAGCUCGCACCACCGGAAACUGCUCGGACGUACCUGCCGCCGGAGUAUCGACCCGGCCGCGUAUAUUCGGACACGGAUUCGGAAAAAAUGUGGAUGUACUCUUUAGGCAGGGCAUUAUUGGACACGACUCCCAGUGUGACGGCAUUAACGGGAACCGUUUCCGUUUCGCCUUCUUCCGCUUUGCAAUCAGUGUUGGCCGCCAUGACAGAGCCUGAUCCUCGCAGACGUGCCUCCUUGAUGAAUUUACUCGACGUAAUAUCGGAAUAUUGUCGGAGGCGUCUACAAGCAAGGGCUUUCACGCACAUAGUGAUGGAUAUGUAUCGAGAAGUUGUGCGAUCGCCGCAAUACACCGCGCGGAAACGAGCAGCCCAGCUGAACGCUUUGUGCUCUGGAACACGGAACAUGGUUAACCAAUUGAACCAACAGAAAAUCUAUGAUUAUCAUCAUCAUCCGCAACGACAGCAGCAGGACUGCGUUCCAGUUGUGAACGGUCGCUGUGAACCGCUAUAUUUUCAACAUCAGGCUCGUGUCGGGCAACAUUUGUCGAAUCAAUUAGCUAUCCAGCAACGGCAGCAACAACACGAUCACGUUCAACGUUCAACCAAUCAAUUUCGCUCGCUUCAUCAACAGCAGGAUUGUGUACAGCAGCCGCCAAAGAGUCAGCAAAAUUAUCGUAAUCAUCAUUACAAUCAUCAGUAUGUGAAAGGAGCGCAUUUCAGAGCACAAUCACGCAAUUCCCAAUCGCAUCCCAAUCUGACGAGCUUGUGUGACUCGCAGCAACAGCAGCAGCAACAACAACAACAGCAACAAUAUCGAGAUGUUACCUACAGAACGCAUUUUCAAUCGCAGUUGGAUAUUCAAAGCGGUAGUCGAUCGAUAGGACCGGCGGUGACACGUCGGAUUCAUCCACGUCGGAUUCAUCAUCACUCGAGGACGUACUCGCAGCCAGUUUACACGCGGCUUCAACACACCAGGAGUAGCGGCAAUCUGCCGACGACGACGACGAGCGCGAUGGCCGACGCUAAUCCCGAGGGAAAUGUUUACAACGACCCGAUAUAUGCCCUGCCGGUUAAGCCCUUCCUGAGCUCCCAGGAUGUGCGAGUCAAUGGACUGUCGGCGAAAGCCUCCGCGAUCUGUCACGGCGACGAUGUUUACGGUGGAUCGUCAUCAAUAAACAGGCAUCCUUCGAAUACCGGUCGCUCUCAACCUGACAUAACUUCGCAACCAAAUGAGCGUCUCCGUGAAGAUAUGUACGGACAAACGUCUGCGGGAAGGAUGCUCCUGCAAAGACAACACUCAAACCCGCAGCUGCCGAGUAGAACGCAAGCUAACGAGGAUUUCAAGCGGUUGUCGCAGCCGAGCGUCGCAACGGCCGAGUCUCGAUAUGUCGGCGUUGCGCGAAAAGAAGAACAACCAAUACGGCAACAAAAUUCUAUGAGGUUAAGAAGAAUGCAGGGACCCCCAAAGCCACCUCGAAUUAUCACUACUCUGAGAAAAACCGCUCUCUCCGAUUCAGAAUGUAACAGUCACACGGAGCCACCGGCAAAACCUCCUAGAACCAUGGUGAGGAACGGACCAAGGGCUCGGCGAGGAAAAGCAGUUCAAAGAGCACCGUCACGUUUGUACAGAACGGUGGGUGGGCCCACAAGGAGUUUCAAUAAGGCGCAAUGUGUUGGUCCUGAAUUUGUGGUUCGUGCCAAUCAGCCUCCGAAGACACUAUGCGUGGGACAGGCCAAGGCGGGCAACUCUGGCCGGAUAGUUGUAAUAAUGCUGACAGGACAACGCGUAGAAGUAACCUGCGAUCCUCAAAAGGUCACCGCCGGGGAUUUAUUUCAGGCUAUUGUUCAAGCGGAAAGCCUCGAUGAAAACUUCACUCUAGGAUUGGCCGUGCUGCUAGCCGGGGAUUUUGCGAUGUUACCACCCGACACGAAAUUAAAUAAGGUCGCGCCACCAGGUUGGCUAAGCAGCGGCAAAAGCAAAAGCUUACUGGGUCUACCGACUAGUUUCAUGCUGUAUCUGCGGCUGCGAUUUUUCCUGCCAUCUCUUCGUGGAACCAGGAGUUGGAUAUCAAAGCAUCUACUGUAUCUGCAAAUAAGGCGUUGUAUACUGGAGCAGCAGCUGGUCUGUCCAUAUUCCGAAUUAAUCAAUUUGACGGGCUUCGCACUUCAAGCUGAAUUUGGGAACUACAACGUCAACGAGCACGGUUGCGGGGAUUACUUCCUUCUCGAGCACUACGUGCCGGAGUCCUUGAUAUUGAGCGCGGACCGGCAUCAAUCGCAGCCCUGCGUCGACGCCGAUACACUUCGGGCGCAGCUUCACCGCGCUCACCGCGACCGCCGUGGCUUGGACUCGAACAAAGCCGAAGAGAUGUUCAUAACUCACGCGCAGUCCCUGCCGGAUUACGGUUCGCACUACUACAUCGCCACGGUAGAUUCGAAGGAACUAGAGAAACUGAUGGUGCGACAGAGGAAGGGCAAGAGCACCGUGUCCGACAACCGCGACGUCGUGUCAUCGCAAGACGAUGCGGAAAACGCUUACCGUCAAGAGAAACCCGCUCGAGACAUCUAUGGCAGAAUCGGCGUCCCGCGGUUAAGCUCUCGCGAGGAUGUGCCGAUAAUACCCUAUUCGGAUGAGCAGGCGAAAAAUGCGGCUUUAUGUCGCGAAGAAACGUACAAUAACAAUAAUAAUAAUAAAAACAAUAAUAAUAUUAAUAACGUUAACGGUAACAAUAGUAAGAACAAUAGUAAGGACGGCAAGAAAAAAACGGAGAGCAACGUGUGGCUGGCGAUACACUCUCAAGGCUUGAAGCUGCUGGAGCGAGGAGGUGAGCCGAGGGAGAGAACGGAACUGGCCCACUUUCAGUGGCGGGACGUGCAGAAGUUGAGUUACAGCAAGAGCUGUCUGGUUGUGCAUAGCAAGCUGAAUGGGAAGCGAUGCAAGUUCAAAUUGCGGAUGGACCAUCGAAAAAGUUACUUCGCCUUCAAGCUCACCUCCCUGCAUCAUCAGUUCUUCGUCAAACUUCGCUCAGAGCUCACGUCGCUUCAGGGCCUUGCUAAAGAUUUUGGAGUGCCUAUAACGGAAGCGAAACCUACACCAUUGAAAUCCAAGAUAGAUGACGCUAAAGCUAAAAUAACGAUCGCAGACACGGUUAAAGUGCAGCACAGAAUAAAUUAUCCAAUGCAACUAGAGGAAUAUCAAAAUAAAGAGAAUGAAAAUCCUCAGAAAGAUACAAUUGUAGUGACAACAACAAAAGACGCUGGUCGCGAACCCUUUUAUUCGUCCGAAGAGGAUGCUCUUUAUGCGCAAGUUCUUUAUGCGCAAGUAAACGUACGAUUGGAACCGGAGGGUCAAUCGCGGGACACAGAAGACGAAUCGGAGAGAGGCUUAACGAUACCGCACAAGAUCUUGUUGGAACCCAAAGAAACGAAAUCGGAACAUGAUAAAGUCUAUAGCUGUCCCAAUUUAGACAACGAGGCUGAAAUCGAUUGUACAUAUUCGCUCCCAAAAGUUAUAUCAAACAACAUUAAUCAGAUAGAUAAACCGAACAACCCUGAAGAGCUGUACGCCGCUAUUAAUAAAGUUCGUUUGUCAGGAAAGAGCGAGUUCCCUGUUCCGGAUGAAGUUUGGAAUGUGUCAGACGUGAAGAAGACAUUUCAAAAGAUGAAAGCAUCUAGUUUACCGAAUUACGGUGCACCAAGGCAGUCGGGUGGUUUUCGUACACCUAGCCUGCCGCGUCGAUUGGGUGUGAAAAUGGGAACGCGAGCGAUUUACAGCAGCUUGGUCCAGAAAGAUACCGCGCUUACCGACGACACGGAGUCACUGUCUCUAAAAUCCGACACUGAAUCGUCUAUUCAAUCACUGUCGGCGCGAUCUGCCGAAUCACCCAUGCCGGAAGCAUACGUGUUAAAUGCCGAUAUACGGACCAACGAUGAAACGUUCCGCAUCCCGCAAGACGAAUCGAUGUCCGCAUCCUUAAUGGCUCGUUUAGAAGAGCUGUCUUUUGACGAGGAACGAAUUUUGCAUACAAUCAAGUUGGAACGCGGCCACGGUGGUAGCAUAGGUCUGCAAGUAAUGGAAGGUAACGACGGUGGCGUUUAUGUUCAGGCAGUUUCGGUUGGUGGAUCAGCCGAUAUGGCCGGAAACGUGAACAAAGGUGACCGGAUUGUAGCAAUAAACGGACAGAAUCUGCUGAACCUUCGUUACGAGGACGCUCUGAAGAUGUUGCAGAGCUCGUCUGAAACGAUCGAGUUGGUUCUUUCCCAGCCUGCUAUUCGAAAAAGCUUGGAAUUGAGAAAUGACCAAGGCCAAGGCUCCGUAGAAAACAAUUACUUACAUGAGAUAAAAUUCGACGUGUCGUCGGAGGCGGAAACGUCAAGUAUGAUGAACAAGUGGAUUCAGAAAACCACGGAUGUAGCGUCAGUGCAGAAUACCUCGAGUGCAUAUAGCAGCGCCGCAUCCAGCGCUAUGGGCAAUCAUAAUAACGCCAACAGCCUGUACAUGAGUGAUCUCGUUGACAAUAACGCAUUAAAAUCUGCCAGCAUGUUGCUAUCUAUAGAAGAUUUCGACGUCAGUAGAACAAGUCGCCAAGUUUUCAUUUAA
Molecule: messenger RNA, 6883 nt
Organism: Solenopsis invicta (red fire ant)
Lineage: Eukaryota; Metazoa; Arthropoda; Insecta; Hymenoptera; Formicidae
Exons: 18
Coding region: 2051-6883 (1610 amino acids)
Cellular component (GO): cytoskeleton
Molecular function (GO): protein binding
Source: RefSeq, a predicted model, not a curated record